UAUAACGUCUGCCCCGAAGGUCGAGGAGUGGGUGAGGCAUGGUGGAAUAUGGAUAGUGACAAGGAUUAUCUACCAGGGGAUAACCUUUCCGACUUUGAUGAUGAUGGUGAAGGUUCUGACCCCGAAUUCUUCUUCGAUGAAGUAGAAGAAUCACCCCAGAAGUUGGAUAUAGGAGACUUGUGA
Molecule: messenger RNA, 183 nt
Organism: Racocetra persica
Lineage: Eukaryota; Fungi; Glomeromycota; Glomeromycetes; Diversisporales; Gigasporaceae
Source: the annotation of a GenBank genome assembly